This is a messenger RNA of Chrysemys picta bellii (western painted turtle), 6668 nucleotides long. It is a transcript of the gene GAS6, whose product is annotated as growth arrest specific 6. Gene Ontology annotation, biological process: phosphatidylinositol 3-kinase/protein kinase B signal transduction. Gene Ontology annotation, cellular component: extracellular region. Lineage: Eukaryota; Metazoa; Chordata; Testudines; Emydidae. Gene Ontology annotation, molecular function: receptor ligand activity; calcium ion binding. The record is from RefSeq and is a predicted model, not a curated record.
GCCUCGCUCCCACAGUAGCCGCGCUCUCCCCGCUCGCGCCGGACCGCCCCGCUCCUCCUGCUCCCGCCGCCGGUCGCAGCAGGGCACAGCCGCAGCAUGCCGCAGCCCGCGGCCGCCCUCGGGGCUGCCCUCCUGCUAGUCCUGCUGGCUACAGACUCCUCGCCGACCGUGCUGCUGAGAGCCCCGGAGGCUGCCCAGUUCUUGCGGCAGAGGCAGCGCCGAGCCUACCAGAUCUUCGAGGAGACCAAGCAAGGCCAUCUGGAGCGGGAGUGCGUAGAGGAGCUGUGCAACAAGGAAGAAGCCAGGGAAGUGUUUGAAAACGACCCUGAGACGAUACCUCUUACUUCCUCUACCUCAUGCCAUGAUCAGCAUCUUUACUUCUUGGAUAGUGGGACUAUUUUUACCCGAAAUACUUGGCUUGUAUUGACAAAUUUGGGUCACCGUAUACAAGAAGUCCAGAUUUCCUUACAUGCGUUCAUAUGCCUUUCAUCAGAGGUUCUCAAAUUACUUUACAAAGGAGGGGAUUUACCAAAUCAGUGUUCUCCUUACCCUUGCCAGAAAGAGGGGACUGAAAUAUGUGAAGAUCUAAAGGGUGACUUCUUUUGUCAUUGCAGACGUGGCUGGCGUGGGCGAAAAUGUGAAGAAGAUAUUAAUGAAUGCAGUGUGCAGAAUGGUGGCUGUAACCAAGUCUGUCUCAACAACCCAGGCAGUUACCGCUGUUCAUGCUAUAGUGGUUAUGCUCUUCUUAAAAACAAUAAAAUAUGUGAAGACAUAGAUGAAUGCACAGUAUCAACAGGCAUCUGUGGAGAAGCUCGUUGUAAAAAUUUAAUAAGCUCAUAUGCAUGUCUGUGUGAUACAGGCUACAAAUAUGAUAACUUAAGCAAGUCUUGUCAAGAUGUGAAUGAAUGUGAAGAGAAACUCUGUGAGCAAACCUGUGUCAAUUCACCAGGGAGUUACACCUGUCACUGUGAUGGCAAAGGGAGAGUUAAGCUUUCCCAGGACAUGAACACUUGUGAGGAUAUUAUACCUUGUGUGUCUUUUGCUGUUGCGAAAAGUGUUAAAUCUCUGUACCUGGGGAGAAUGUUCAGUGGUACACCUAUUAUCAGACUACGCUUUAAAAGGAAACAGCCCACAAGACUUGUGGCUGAAUUCGACUUUAGAACCUUUGAUCCUGAAGGUAUCCUUUUCUUUGCUGGAGGCCAUCAAGACAGCACAUGGAUAGUCUUAGCUUUGCGCAACGGACGGUUAGAAUUGCAGUUGAAGUACAAUGGAAUAGGCCGUGUGACCAGCAGUGGGCCAGUUAUCAACCAUGGCAUGUGGCAAACAAUCUCUGUUGAAGAACUGGAGAGAAGUUUGUUUAUAAAGGUCAACAAGGAUGCAGUUAUGAAAAUAGCUGUUGCAGGAGAUCUGUUUACUUUGGACAAAGGACUAUAUCAGCUGAACUUAACAGUAGGAGGCAUUCCUUUUAAAACUAAAGGCCUUAUUCAGCCCAUAAACCCUCGGCUGGAUGGUUGUAUGCGGGCAUGGAACUGGUUGAAUGGCGAAGAUACUACUAUCCAAGAAACAAUAAAGCUGAAUGACAAGAUGCAGUGCUUCUCAGUGGCAGGACGAGGAUCCUUCUAUCCUGGCAAUGGUUUUGCUAUAUUUAAUUUCAGUUAUAUGCAACCAUCUGCUGGAAAUGAAACUGAAAGGAAUUGGGAAGUAGAAGUAAACACUGUAAUUCGGCCAGCAGCAGAUACUGGGGUACUGUUUGCUCUGGUUGGUGAAGAAGCUUCAGUCCCUUUAUCAUUGGCUCUGAUUGACUAUCAUUCCACAAAGAAACUUAAACAACAGUUCGUUAUCUUGGCCAUGGAGAGCACAGUUGUGUCCAGACUGGCAAUAAACGUUUGUGAUGAUCAGGAACACUCUGUGAACAUCUUCAUCAGCAAGGGGCAGUUAUCGCUCACCGUGGAUGGGACUGCAGGACAGAGUGAAUUAAGCCAUUCCCAGCUACAAGACAGUCUGUUUCUCUUGGAGGGCUACUUGCAGUCAUCUGUGAAGACACAUGUGGGAGGACUGCCAGAUGUUCCUGUCACUUCCACUCCAGUCACUGCAUUUUACCAUGGCUGCAUGACUGUGAAGAUGAAUAAUAAGGCACUGGACUUAGAUGAGGCUUUUUACAAGCAUGGUGACAUCACAUCACAUUCUUGUCCUCCAACUGAGACUGGUCAAUAGGUAUUUUCCUACAUCAAUAUCCCAUCCUUCCAACUUGAAGUAGCUCUAAAGAAAACAGCACAAUCUUGGAAGACAUCUGACACUUCCUACUAAUUGGAGGAACAAAACCCAGUUUAAGCUUUGUUCUUUUCAAAGAGCACCUGCUAGCAAAAUAGUUUCACCUCUAGCAUUUGUGUUAUUUCUGUAGUACUUCGCAAAUAAAUAGCUGUGAGGCAUAUGAGUCACAAAUCUGUGUGACCUUUGUUAAAGCCAAUGGUUAUAUUUAUAGUGCCAGAAUUAUCUUGGAUACUGAAAAGAAGAAUUUUGUGGUAUGAGGUGGUGCUGUGCAAUUCCACACUCAACAUUAUGUGAGAGACUAUAACAGUGUACUGUGCUUAAAAAAGUUAAUUGAAAUAAUUGACAUACAUGGGAAAUGCAUCAUUUUGAUGCAAAAAUUGCUUCAAUUAUUUAUGUGUGUAAAGACUUUAUACACCUACUUUGUGUGGACAAAAAGUUAGGAUUUACAGUAUAAAAAUAUGGAGAAUAUAGGAAUGUGCAUUAUUUCUAAACGGAUGACAUCUGUAAUACUAUACAGCAGCGCUCAGGUGGGGGUGGGGGGGCAGGUGAGGGUGGUGUUAGGGGGGGUUUCUUUCACACACCUUUGUUUUCUAACUGGCAGCAGUGAGAUGUCAGAGUAGGACACAUACCUACCUCCUCUCCCUCUCAAUCAAUUGUACAGAAACAGUGAAAUCUCCACCCCCCCCCCCUUCUGAAGCAGUUCAUGUAGUUCACUAAGCCACUGAAGUUAAUGGUGUCAGUCCAUUCUAAAACUUAGGGUUGACACCAUGUGUCUUCUAUGCUUCUAACCAGCCAAAAUUCUCAUUAUACAAAACUGGAUAUAUGUGUAGUUUAUUUUGUGCCUGAGGAGCUGAUCUGUUUGUUGUCGUUCGUACAGCCAUGGAAAUCCAAGCACUUAUGAUAAACUAAAAUCACUAGCUCAUGUGUUUUGAAAGUAACUUACCCUUCUCUCCACCUUGCUUAAAAUCUUUUUUUUUUUUAAGCUUGAGUGCAAAAAUUCCGUUUGCCUUGCUCCUGCAAGGCAACUCCCUGUGCCUUCUUCAAUAAGCCCAAACCUAACCCUGAUCCUUUUCAGAAACCAUUCUGAACUGAAUAGGUAGGUUUCUCUGGUGCAUUUUGAAUAACAUUUCAUAUUUUGUAUUGAAGUCUUUUUUUUUUGUACAUCAAUAGAAAACUCAUUGAUGGAUGGAAACUUCCACAUAAUUUUAUGAUCUUUUGCUGUGAUUUCAGCUGUUCAAAUGUUCACAUCCUUUGAAGGAAAGCAGUCUAGUAUUCUUAAUAGAUUUUUAUUUUUUUUAACUGUAACAACUGCUUAAAAACUUCAAGAUAAAAUAUGUCCCCCUUCCCAUUUUGCACUUUGACUGUUGGGAAACUUUUUUUUAAGUUUCCAGUGUGGCACUGGAUUAAUUGUUGCCCAAUGGGCUAGGUCCAUGGAGCAAACUACAUUUCCUGUGCUGUCCCACAGUCCUGCUGUGGCAAAGAACACUGAGGCCCUCGGGGUACUGCAGGAGGAAUCAGCAACUGAGGGAGUCAUUAAUUAAUUAUUUUCAUCCUUGUUUAAGCACUAUCAUCACUGAGAAUAGUGCUUGCUACUUAUCCAGAAGAGGGAGUACAAGAUCAUGUCUUUCCUUUGGAUGCUACCUCCACAGGAGUUACUGUGUGUAUGUGUAUUUUUAAAUUCUCUGUAGUGGGAGGCUGGAAGGGGAAAAACCCCAAAAAGGAAUACUCUGAGCACUCACCAAUGCAUUGCUACAGCUUCAAAACUACUGGACAGGUCUCUUUUUACAUAAUAAUUUAGGUCAACAUGCAGCAUUGUAGUUUCCAUUUUUACUAGAAAAGGAACAUUUGCCCCCAUCUCAUCUGCCUUUUACACUAUGGAAAAAUACAGAGUUCAGUACUAAGUAUUAUAUACAGGUUCAAUACUUAACUGGAAAUUGCACCUUUAACUCACCGAUAUGACAUUUUAUCAUUGUUAGCAUUAGCUGGACUGGUACACAAUUCAAACAUUUCAAACAGAAUUAAAACAGCCCUGUUCAAAUAAAAUUUUAUAUUUGUACCUUACUUUUCGGAAUAGGACAAUACUAAUUGGGAUCUUGACCUCUGAAUUUUGCUUCCCCUUUCUUGUGAUGUGUACACCGACUUAGGUACAGUAUUAUGGGUACGUCCAGACUACCCGCCGGAUCAGCGGGUAGCGAUCGAUCUAUCAGGGAUCGAUAUAUCGCAUCUCAUCUAGAUGCGAUAUAUCGAUCCCCGAACGCACUCCCAUCGACUCUGGAACUCCACCAGGGCCAGUGGCGGUAGCAGAGUCGACAGGGAAGCCUGCGACCGUCGAUCCCGUGAGGUAAGUCGAAAGUAUGAUACGUCGACUUCAGCUACGCUAUUCCUGUAGCUGAAGUUGCAUAUCUUACAUCGACACCCCCCCCCCAGUGUAGACCAAACAAAUACAGCAUAUUUUAUUGUUAAAUAAUUGUCACACAGUAUUUAUUGGAACAACAUUUUUACCAAAAAGGGGCUCUUAACUGAAUAGUAUAAGGGGGAAAAAAAUCUGGUUUCCUUCAAUCCAGACUCCCCACUUGUAUCCACCAGACUAUAAGAGUUCUAAUUCAGAAGUAUCACUCUAUACUGGUUUAUGAAAAUGGAACCAAGUAUUCUAAGUGUUUUUCUUUGUUUCUUCUAGUGAAAAAAAGGUCACUAUGUAUUAUGCUAAGAGAGAAAAUCAUGCUCAUGUUAGCCAGACAGCAAUGUCCCAAUUGACUACAUGCAAACUGUGUGGUGACUGAUACCUUCCUCUGGUGACACGCCUGCCUUAGGUUUCCAGUAUUCUGGUUAGUUCACAGUGAGUUGGGGUUAAAAGUAGAACAAUCAUAGAACACAAAACAGUUUCCUUAAUAGUCUGCUGCCUGUGCAGCUCAGAGUUUCCAAAGAUGUCUUUUAAAAAAAAAUCAGUUAAAAUGUAAUUCUGUGUUCUAGGGUGCAUACGGUGGAGGCUUUUCUUCUGGCAGGAAGUAAGUUGGUGUGUAUAGUGGCGGGGCAUUGGGUGGGAGACCAUAGUUCGAGCUUGACUGAGAUGGAGGCUGAGUAUCAUCAGAUAAAGAAAUAUCAGUAGAUGAUGAUGCUGGAAAAUGGCUUGCAGGCUGUAAUUAAACAAAGAAAAAAAUGCCAUCUUCAGUAAGGGAUUAGAGACAUGUUUGCAGCUAUACUGUAUUAAAAUGUACCAUUAAACCUCUCAGAUAUCUUUAAUGUGCACAUCCCUGUGGUGGUGGUAACGCACACGUUAAGACUGUGACAUGCAGUGCAUAUCGAGGUGAGACAGUUUACACUUAUCACUUAAGUUAGUCUUAAUAUGAGUUUUAUGCAUACAAUUCACCCUUCAUCUAGGCAACUGAAUAAAAUACACUUUUUUUUUUUUUGCAAAAGAGGAUGCUCUAGUCCCCCAGGUAAGUCAGUAUAGCAGAGUGGGCUUUAAGGGGUAUGCAGUUGUUUAUUUAAAAUUCAUAUUGCUACCUGGAAACUAUCCUAGGGCUGUAGGCAUUAUAUAUAAUAAGUUACCUCUUUUGAUCUCAUAAGCCGGUCAGGGCUCUGUACAAACUGUUGGUGGAGUCUGGUAUCUUUGAUGCAAUCUUGUUUGUCUACAAACCACAUACAAAAUUCUAUUUCCCUGAACAGAGGAGCAACCAAACACCAGGGCAGCAUCCUUGCUCUCUAACCAAAAACCUCUUUUAGCUAGCAACCUCCCUACCCCCAAAAAAAGGUCUCUCUCUCUAGGCUUUUUCCAGGAUUGUGCUCCCAGCUGUGUCUGCUUGUCUCUCUUGUGCUUCUUCACUCUCAUAUAUCCACCUCCCCACUGUGGAGUUCUCUGCCCACUCAGUCCAAAUUACGGGGCAGGCUCGCAUGCCCCUUGUGUCUUAGCUGUAAGGUGAAGGUGUUUGGCUGUCUAUUUUAAAUGAGGGGUAGAAGUCAUAACAAUUUAAGUAAGGUUUAACCUGACCCACAAUAUCUUAUUUCAGUAUAGGAUGCCUAUUCUCUGAUCCACUUUAUGGCCCUCUGGGUAAGUGUGCGUGGAAUGUAUGUAUGAGAUAGAUAGAUUUGGAUAUAUAAUGUAUGUGACUGACUGGACUGUAAUACUCUGGCUCCUUUUGGAUUUGGACUGGAGUGAGGAGCUCUACGUGCUUACAAAGCAGCUCAUCUUCAACCAUUAAUGCUUCACCCACUUUGUUAAAAACAAAAGGGCACAUUGACACUAUUUUAAAUAAGUUUUGCCAUUGACUUCAGUGGGGCCAGGAUUUCAUCCUUGACCCUCAGAUGUUAAUCACCUGCCAUUCCAAGGGUGUCAGCUGAAGUGGUGAGUGCCCAGCUUUGAAGUGCUCAGAUUCAAAGACCCUGAAAUUUUUCAAAUU